Durio zibethinus is the source of this 1506-nucleotide messenger RNA. Its product is annotated as F-box protein At5g39250-like. Lineage: Eukaryota; Viridiplantae; Streptophyta; Magnoliopsida; Malvales; Malvaceae. The record is from RefSeq and is a predicted model, not a curated record. Gene Ontology annotation, molecular function: protein binding.
UUGAUUAAACUAACCAUUGCUUUGGCUUUAGGUACAGAGGUUUUGUCUCUUUCAUCGACUUUCUCCAAUCCGCAGCCUCUCUCCCUCAAUUAUUUUCCUCUCGCUCUCCGCUUUUCUCCUAACCUUAUUUUUCUUUGUUUGUUUUCAACGCUAAAGAAAAAAAAACAAACCAACUCUCCCAAAAUUUCCCCAAAAUCCCACCGAUAAACCAGUAGAAUAGGCUAAUUGCAAAUUUGGGAGGUAAAAAACUGAAGUUUAAUCAUCUUUUUCAAGGACACUGACCAGAUUGCCUGAAAGAAUGUGUUAGUUUUAAUGGAGGAAUCCAUCAGCUAUUAUUUGCUUUACACCUGUUGAUGCUAUAAAUGAUUGCAAUUUGCAGCAGUAAACUGUCAUUCAGCCGUUGAUGGUCAUUUUGCAAUCUGAAAAUGUCAUGUGAAGAAGUUUUGAAGGUUGUUUUUCCUUUAUUAGAUGGCAUAGACCUUGCAGCUUGCAUGGCGGUCUGUAAGCAAUGGAGAAACAUAGCUAGAGAUGAUUACUUUUGGAAAUGUUUAUGUGCUAAGAGAUGGCCUUCCAUUUGCAAGCGGCCGAACCCUCCUACUGUAACCUACUACAAACUGUAUCAAGCCUUUUAUAAACGGAAACAUCGGCGAACUCUUCUCCCUCCAAGACUUUCCUUUGAUGAUCUGGAAUUCUUCAUUGACAUUUGGACUGAAGAUAAGUUGAUUUUCUCUGAAGUUGUUCCUGGCCCUGUCCUCCAAACUGGAAUCAAGAUCCCACCUACUGGAAUUUGUGACAUGCUUAAGUUUCAUCUUGAGGGUCCUGAGUACAAGAUGACCUUAGCUGUUGAGCCAAGGUUCAAUGUUCCUUGGAGCCAGACUGUGAGUGUUUCAGUGCUUGUGGGGCGGAAGGACUCCAAUAAGGUUGCCUGCGUAAUUAAUAAAUCCCUGUUCGAUUAUAUAGAUCGUACAGCUUCUAGGGCCCUAGCUUUCGACUACCUCGACUUUUCUCCAAACUACCCCUUCAUUUCGGGAAUCCGGGCGUGGAUCUCUUUGCUUUUCAUGGAGGAUGGAAACGAUGGCAUCAUUGAUGUUUUUGGCAUUGAAAUGGAUUUUUGUGAUGCAGCCAGUUUCAAAGAAGAGGUGUUGUGGCUAUUAGACAUGCUUGAUUGGAAAUGAAUGGUGGAAGCUUCGUGGCCAGCACAGGAAGGAAAAUGAGCUAGAGAUGUAAUAAUAUGUUCAGCCUUUGUUGUGCUUUUCACUGGGGAUGCUCUCUACUGCAAAUGAUUCAAAUCCCUUGCUUCCUGGCCUCAAGUGACAUCAUUUUCUGGCAUGUUCAUAAGUUUCUUAUUCAUUGUAAUCAAUAAAUAUGAACAGUUCUUUUGUUUAACUUGUGCAUAUUCUAUGGCUAUCCCAUCAUCCAUUGGAAUUACAAAUAUCAGCUUGUGUUGUGAAGCCAUUGGGGACAGGUAUUGAAUAUGAUAUAGUAAUAUUUCUGCUUUAACUUCUA